AUGGAUCUAGCCCGCGCUCUUGAGACCGCCUCCAGCGGCGAAGUCAUCAAAUGCGUCGACAUGCACACCACCGGAGAGCCCACCCGCAUCGUCUACGCGGGGUUUCCUCCCCUCCGCGGGUCACUGCUCUCCCAGCGCGAUCAGGCUCGGGAUCAAUACGACCACCUCCGCAAGCGAAUCAUGCUAGAGCCUCGUGGGCACUACGACAUGUACGGUGCCAUUCUCCGACCAUCCACUGAACUGGUCGAAUCCGGUGAAGCUCAUAUCGGUGUUCUCUUCACCCACAACGGCGGCUUUUCCACCAUGUGCGGCCACGCAACCAUCGCGCUAGGCCGAUUCCUGGUUGAUACUCAUGAUGUGGCUGUUUUCCCGAAGCAAAAUGAACUGGUCGUGGAAGACACAUCAGUGGUUGUCAACUUGCAUGCGCCGUGCGGAUUGGUUCGCAUCACCGUCCCUGUUCAAGAGACAGCCGAUGGAUUCAAGUCCGAUCCCUCACGGGCAGUAUCAUUCCUGUCAACACCAGGUUAUGCUGCUGCGACCAAUCUUACUAUUCUUAUUCCACCUGAGAUACGAUGGAGCGAGCUUGAAGGGCGUGAGAGCAUCACCCUUGAUGUCAGCUAUGGAGGGGCAUUCUACGCGUUGAUCAAUAUGCACGAGCUGGGAUUCGCAUCCACGGGGCUGAAAAAGGUCGAUCUUGACUCACUAUCGCAAGUGAUGAGAAGACUAAAGACAUAUCUUGAAAGUCAUCCCGAUAUUCUGUCUGCCUGUCAGCACCCGGAGGACAAGAGACUAUCAUACCUGUACUCCAUUAUGCUGGUGGACACGAAUGUCGGGUUCAAGCCAGACGGCGUAGCUGGUGCCGAGACCGGACUGUGCUUCUUCGCCGACAAUCAGAUUGAUCGGUCGCCCACAGGUUCGUGUGUCACAGCUCGAAUGGCCCUGGCACAUGCAAAGGGGGAGAGAUCGGUGGGUCAGCGGUGGGCUUACAACUCGGUUGUCUCCAAUCACUUUCAAACCGGUGCAUUUGAGGCUGAGAUCGUGGAAACAGGCCUGCGGGUGGAGGGCGGAAAUGCUCCGGCCAAGGAUGCGGUGGUGGUGCGUGUGGAGGGGAGGGCGUACUAUACAGGCACAUCGAGUUUUAUGGUUGAAGAGGGAGAUGUUACGAGUCAUGGUGGAUUUGUAAUGAGUGAUAUAACACAAUAA
This is a messenger RNA of Aspergillus niger, 1203 nucleotides long. RefSeq lists its product as uncharacterized. The record is from RefSeq and is a predicted model, not a curated record. The coding region runs from base 1 to 1203 and encodes 400 amino acids. The transcript has a single exon. NCBI's taxonomy places the organism in Eukaryota, Fungi, Ascomycota, Eurotiomycetes, Eurotiales, Aspergillaceae. Gene Ontology annotation, molecular function: hydro-lyase activity.